Xyrauchen texanus (razorback sucker) is the source of this 2191-nucleotide messenger RNA. RefSeq names its product transmembrane protein 151Bb (gene tmem151bb). Bases 496 to 1980 code for a protein of 494 amino acids. NCBI's taxonomy places the organism in Eukaryota, Metazoa, Chordata, Actinopteri, Cypriniformes, Catostomidae. The record is from RefSeq and is a predicted model, not a curated record. The transcript has 2 exons.
GGGAACGAAAAUAUACAUCUCUUAGCAUUCCCAAUCUGGAACUGUAAACCCGCGCCAAAGGACACAGUUUCACUGAAAUAUUCCGUAUUGUUGUUUAUUUAUGGCGUCAAAAGCACGUUAAGGAGUUAUGGCGGCUAAUCAAAGCCUUUGUGAAUCUGAAUGCACGCGACUUGAAGACAUAUCGGGAAGGUUUUCAAUGCAUGCCUUUUAUGUUGUUAUUAUAGAUAGACCCUAUCUAAAUAGUGUUGAUCUUUAAUAGUCAUCUGAGAGAUGCAUUAGUGUGCAUAUGCCGCACAAACUGCUUAAUCAAAACAGCAGGUGUUGCCGCAAACAGGAUUAAGCGAUGAAGUUCAAUUUCAAAAUGCAUGGCGGAAUGGACCGAUGCAACUGAUGUGAAAACGCUGAUUGCAUUGGUUGGCGUUUUUCAUUCGUUACUCGACGUUGAAUUGUCUGGGAAUAAUUUGAGGUGAUCCACACCCCGUCAUUGUUGCAGCCAUGUCCCCUCCAGCAUCCGCUGCGACAGCCAGUGAGAGCAGCACCACCACUGUUUUCGAAGACGACACGGACAGCCCUCGAGAGGAGCAGAGGCCUGUGAAGCAGUCCCUGAGCAAGUCCAUGUGCAGGGAAGUGUUCUGGAAAUGCCUGCUGUUAUCCAUGCUCAUGUAUGGAUGCAUGGGAGCCAUGGUGUGGUGCCAUGUCACCAAGGUCACCCGGUUGACGUUUGACAGUGCCUACAAAGGGAAGUCCAUGAUGUACCAUGACAGUCCCUGCUCUGACGGCUACAUCUACAUUCCAUUGGCCUUCCUCAUCAUGCUUUACUUUGUUUAUCUGGUGGAGUGCUGGCACUGCCAUGCUAGAAACGAGCUUCAGUACAAGGUGAACGUGGAGGGAAUUUAUGAAAGAGUCCAGAGAAUGCAGCAAGCCAAGCCUUGUAUCUGGUGGAAGGCCAUUAGCUACCACUACGUGCGACGUACGCGCCAAGUUACACGGUACCGCAAUGGAGACGCCUACACCACCACGCAAGUGUAUCACGAGAGAGUGAACACGCACGUGGCUGAGGCAGAGUAUGAUUAUGGACACUGUGGCAUCAAGGAUGUCUCCAAGCAGCUAGCUGGUCUGGAAAAGUCAGCCAUCACCAAACUGAGGUUCACUAAGUGCUUUAGCUUUGCCAACGUGGAGUCUGAAAAUUCCUACUUGACCCAACGCGCAAGGUUCUUCACCGAUAACGAAGGUCUGGACGAUUACAUGGAGGCCCGGGAGGGGAUGCACCUAAAAAACAUAGACUUCAAAGAGUACAUGAUUGCCUUUUCCAACCCGGACCACCAUCCCUGGUACAUCUCCAACUAUGUCUUCUGGACGGCUUCCUUUCUGACUUUGUCCUGGCCCUUACGGGUGCUGACGGAGUACCGCACGGCUUACGUCCACUACCGUGUGGAGAAGCUCUUUGGUGCAGACUACAUCCCUGUGACACCAUGCGACGAGAGACCCUACUGCAGACGCAUCCCGAGGGUCAACACCAUAGAUAGCACUGAACUGGAAUGGCAUAUUCGUUCAAACCAACAGCUGGUGCCCAGUUACUCCGAGGCAGGCUUGAUGGAUCUGGCACAGCGUUCGGGAGGCGUCAGGCAGAACUGCGAGCGCUGCCAUCGUGCCAUCAGCAGCUCGUCCGUAUUCUCCCGCAGUGCCCUCAGCAUCUGCAAUGGCAGUCCACGGAUCCCCUUCAGCGGAAGUCGCUUCUCACUGGGCAGGCUGUAUGGCUCCCGCCGCAGCUGUUUUUGGAGAAGCGGAAGCUUGGAUGAACCCGAGAGCCCCAGCGAAAACACACAAUGCCUGUCGGGACGGAUCACCACUGAUGAGGAAGACCCACCGCCCUACCAGGAUGCGCUGUACUUCCCGGUGCUUAUUGUCCACUGUAGUGAAAGCUGCCCCAACCACCGGUCCUUCCAUAGGAAUAGUUCGUGCGUAGAAACAUCUUUAUGAUUGAUCCGUAACGGGUGAUUCUCAUGAAACCUGUCAAGAAAAUGUCCCGACCUAUUCACUCCAAAAUUAAAAAGAAACAAACAAGUUAUUCUGUUUUGCAUAUAGAAAUUGAAGCACAUUUUUAAAGGCUAUUAAGAUUUUUUACAUUGUGUCAUUAUUUUGAUGACAGUACCCCCAAUUUUCAUUACAUGGAAAAAGUUUUUUUAUUAUA